Brassica napus (rape) is the source of this 878-nucleotide messenger RNA. Its product is annotated as ethylene receptor 1-like. The transcript has 2 exons. Gene Ontology annotation, biological process: phosphorelay signal transduction system. The coding region runs from base 238 to 657 and encodes 139 amino acids. The record is from RefSeq and is a predicted model, not a curated record. NCBI's taxonomy places the organism in Eukaryota, Viridiplantae, Streptophyta, Magnoliopsida, Brassicales, Brassicaceae. Gene Ontology annotation, molecular function: ethylene receptor activity; ethylene binding. Gene Ontology annotation, cellular component: endoplasmic reticulum.
GAUAAAAUAGUUCAAGAGAGGAGUGUUAAACUUAAACAGUUAAACCCCAAACAUUUCUCAAAACUUCAAAUCAUUUCGACUCGAUUCGAUUAAUUCUUCCGAUCAAAUAAGCAAAGUGAUUGAUUAAUCUAUUUCUUCUGUUAUGUUAUCACGAACUAUUCUGUAUUAAAAAGUUAUUGAUUUCGAUUUGAAUUCUUCUGUUUUAGCAAGAAAUUGAAUGAUCGAGUUUGAUCCAUUAUGUAUAACCCUAAUUUCUCGAUUCAGUACAGUCUCAAAGCUCGAUUCAUGGAUGAGAACGGGGUAAGUAGAAUGGUGACGAAGGGACUUCUUGUACAUCUUGGAUGCGAAGUGACCACGGUGAGUUCAAGCGAGGAGUGUCUCAGAGUUGUAUCCCAUAAGCACAGAGUGGUCUUCAUGGACGUGUGCACCCCCGGGGUCGAAAACUACCAGAUCGCUCUCCGUAUACACGAGAAAUUCACAAAACGCCACCAAAGGCCACUGCUCGUGGCGCUCACUGGUAACACCGACAAAUCCACAAAGGAGAAAUGCAUGAGCUUUGGUCUAGUCGGCGUGUUGCUCAAACCCGUGUCGCUAGACAACAUGAGAAACGUUCUGUCUGAUCUUCUAGAACAUCGGGUUCUAUACGAGGCCAUGUAAGAGGAUGUUGCCGGAGAGGGACACUGUCUCCGCUUUCUCUCCCCCGUUAAAACAUCGGUUAAUGGGUACGUACAAAGAUUGUGGGGGAGAGCGUUUUGGAUGAUACUCCUCCUUCUGUUCCUAAAUAUAAGAUGUUUAGGUAGAAACACACAUAUUAAGAAAACUACUUUUUGUCUAGAAAGUAUCAUUAAAACUAUAAAUUAAUGAUAUUCAACCAAUUA